Messenger RNA from Rhododendron vialii, 2581 nucleotides. Its product is annotated as probable UDP-N-acetylglucosamine--peptide N-acetylglucosaminyltransferase SPINDLY. The transcript is spliced from 13 exons. Gene Ontology annotation, molecular function: protein binding. Lineage: Eukaryota; Viridiplantae; Streptophyta; Magnoliopsida; Ericales; Ericaceae. The coding region runs from base 150 to 2009 and encodes 619 amino acids. The record is from RefSeq and is a predicted model, not a curated record.
UUCUACGAUACACACUGCAAACGUAGAUAAUAUACCAAAUUCCGUCCUAUUGAUUAGCGAAAAAAAUAUAAAUGGCUCCAUUUAUCCAAAUUCACCAAAGCCUAUAUAUUGGUUUGUUUUCAUUCUUCUGAGACUCGUCAGCUGCGAAAAUGGCACCCGAAUUAGCCGUCACAGAUCACUCCGCCGCCGACGAUAGAUCGAAGACGCAGGCGGCGGCCUCCAAAUCCUUCGUCUUAGCUGACCUCAACGUUGACCUAACUGAAUCCGACGGCAACGAUUACGCCCCCGUCUCCACUGCUCCAGAUUUCACCUCGUUGAUGUAUUCUGAAAAUAAUCAUGAUAAAGGACCUUUAAUUACGAAAGACACUGAUAUUGCGGAUGGAGAAGAUGCUGAUCAGCAUGGUCAAGGGGUUUCCUCAUCACGUGAGGAGAAAGUGAGCAGCCUUAAAACAGGAUUGGUACACGUUGCAAGGAAGAUGCCGAAAAAUGCCCAUGCUCAUUUUUUAUUGGGCUUAAUGUAUCAACGGAUGGGUCAGCCACAAAAGGCAGUUUUGUCAUACGAGAAGGCAGCAGAGAUUUUACUUCGCAGUGAAGAAGAGAUUGACCGACCAGAGUUUCUUUCACUGGUUCAGAUUCACCAUGCUCAGUGCCUUCUACUUGGAAGUUCAGGGGACUGUAAUCCAGAAAGGGAAAUUGAACCUAAAGAGCUUGAUGAAAUUCUUAGUAAGUUGAAGGAGUCAAUGAAAUCGGAUAUUAGACAGGCAUCUGUUUGGAAUACUCUAGGCAUCAUACUUCUUAAAACUAGUCGUGUACAGAAUGCUAUAUCAGUGUUGGCAUCUUUAUUAAGUAUAGUUCCAGACAACAUGGACUGCCUUGGAAACCUUGGGAUUGCUUACCUUCAAAGUGGGAAUCUGGAGCUUUCAGCAAAAUGUUUUCAAGAGCUGAUAUUGAAAGAUCAGAACCAUCCUGCUGCUCUAGUCAACUAUGCUGCCAUUCUCCUAUGUAAAUAUGGUUCAGUUGUUGCAGGUACCGGAGCAAAUGCUAGUGAUGGGGCUUCAGGGGAUCAGGUUACAGCUGCCAAUGUUGCAAAGGAAUGCUUGUUAACCGCACUAAAAAUGGAUUCAAAAGCAGCCCAUUUAUGGGGAAAUCUUUCCAAUGCAUAUUAUAUGUCCGGUGAUCAUAAAAGUUCUGGAAAAUGCUUGGAGAAGGCUGCAAAAUUGGAGCCCAAUUGCCUUGCUACAAGAUAUGCUGUUGCAGUCCACCGGAUCCGGGAUGCAGAAAUGUUUCAGAAUCCUGCUGAACAGCUAUCCUGGGCUGGAAAUGAAAUGGUUUCUAUACUUAAAGAAGGAGAUUCUGUUUUCAUUGAACCUCCCAUAGCGUGGGCCGGGCUUGCAAUGGUCCACAAGGCCCAACAUGAGAUCGCAGCAGGAUUUGAAAUUGAACAGAAUGAAUUGGUUGAGGCCGAAGAGCGUGCCAUAUACAGUUUAAAACAGGCUAUCGCAGAGGACCCAGAUGAUCCCGUCCAAUGGCACCAACUUGGCGUUCAUAGUCUUUGUACUCAACAAUUCAAAACAUCACAAAAGUACCUCAAGGCUGCAGUUGCCCGUCUGAAGGAGUGCAGCUAUGCUUGGUCAAAUCUUGGGAUCUCACUGCAACUAUCAGAGACUUCUUCACAAGCUGAAGAAGUGUAUAAGCGAGCUUUGUCAUUGGCAACAGCCAAACAGGCACACACUAUAUUUUCCAACUUAGGAAAUCUCUACCGGCAGCAAAAGCAAUACCAAUUUGCCAAGGCAAUGUUUUCAAAGUCUCUUGAAUUGCAACCUGGCUAUGCUCCUGCUUAUAACAAUUUGGGUCUUGUAUUUGUUGCUGAGGGUAGAUGGGAGGAAGCCAAUUACUGCUUCAACAAGGCUAUCCAGGCAGACCCACUGUUGGAUGCGGCCAAGUCUAACAUGAUUAAAGCAGUGGCCAUGUGUAGACUGUGUACCAGCUCGUCCUCAUGUCUCCUUUAAGAUUCGAUGUUACUCAAACAAAGGAUAGCAAACACAGACAAAAGGAAGCAUAUGAGCGGCUGCAAUUGCAGGUACAAUGGCAAUGCUCAAUUGGUGCCUUCCAGCAAUUCCAAAUGCUUUGGCAAGUUUGAAGUUGGCAACUUCACUGACCGAACUGGCCAUUUUUUGUGUCUGGUCUGUGAAAAGUGUAUCGUUGUAGGACUCGGACUCAGUGUGUUGGCUGCUUCUAGCUUUUUCUCUGCUCCUCGUACUGCAUCUGUAUGUGAGGCUGCAGCCAUGCUUGGUAGAGCUUCGAGUGAGAACUAGGGUUCUGCUUCAAUUGUUUGUCCUUGCAGCAGCACGUGCUUUCGGGUUCUUCUUUACAACAUUCUUCCACCGCGUUGGACUCAGUUAACAAGAUGAAAUCCGACUUCUCAAAUACAGUAAUUGCUGCCUCCAAGCCAAAUGUUUGUGUAAUAUCUCUAUAUUUGAACACAUACCGUCCCUUCAUUUCCAAUUACUACUAUUUUGUGUUCUCGUAUUCAGGAACUUCUUUGUAAUUUUCUUGAGAGAAAUGCAAUGUAAAUAUUAGC